UGUUGCCGUCGCCACCACCACGUUCCGUGCCACCCACCUAGCAGCUGCCCCACUAGGCACCACACCGCCCCGGGACACCUACUACUACUUGCCUUGCCCGCCACACGCCAUCGCGCGAGCGAGCUCAUCACUUGAUCCCUGAUCCCCUCGUUCCCUUCACCACGACGUUCCCCUAGCCCAGCUGCACCGCACCACUACCGCCGGCACCACCACCGAUGGCGCCGCGGCUGCUGGCGUGCUUCGGCCGCAGGGGCGGCGCCGCGACGGCGGCGGCGGCGGACGAGGCAGCAGAGGACCCGCAGCAGCUGGCCGCCCCGGGCCCGGUGCUGGUGGAGCUGUUCGCGUCGCAGGGGUGCGGGGCGUCGCCCGAGGCCGAAGCGCUGGCGGCGCGGUUGGCGCAGGACUCCGCGUCGCAGGAGAGCGGCGGCGGCCCCGCCGUGGUGGUGCUGGCGUUCCACGUCGACUACUGGGACCACAGUGGAUGGAAGGACCCCUUCGCGUCCAGCGCCUGGACCGUGCGCCAGAAGGCCUACGUGGAGGCGCUCCGCCUCGACACGCUCUUCACGCCGCAGGUCGUCGUGCAGGGCCGCGCGCACUGCGUCGGCACCGACCAGGACGCGCUCGCAAAGGCCGUCCGCGACGCGCCCAGGUACCCGGCGCCCGCCAUGAAGGUGACGUUCCAGCGGCCGAGCCCGACGACGCUGCAGGCGUCCUUCACGGGCGCCCUGCGCAGCCGCGUGGAGGGCGCCGGCGGCGCGAGCGUGCUGGCGGCGCUGUACGAGAGCGGGCUGGUGACCGACUGCGGGCGCGGCGAGAACAAGGGCAAGUCGCUGCUGAACGACCACGUGGUGCGCCGCCUGGAGAAGGUGGCCGCCGUGCGGGAGGGCGCCUCGGCGAAGAAGACGGUCUCCGGGACCGUCCAGUUCGCGCUCUGGGACGGCUUCCGCGCCGCCAAGUGCGGCGUCGUCCUCUUCGUCCAGAACGCCGCGCUGCAGGUGCUCGGCGUCCAGCACUUCGACCUCCCCGACAACGUCUGAGUGAGGCUCCGAUCGGCUGUGAGGACGCUUGCAUUUGGUCGAGUGUGGUGCGUGGUAUUCUUUGUACGUACUAGCGUUUGAUUGGCGUGUGUAUUGUAUCCAAUGUUUUAAAUAACCGGCUAAGACAUUUAGCUAUUUAUGUCCAAAAACAAGCUAUAACCGGCUAUAGCGGGCUAUAGCCGCAGCUAAGAGCUAAGUUAUACAUGAAAAAUCUUAGCUAAA
This is a messenger RNA of Panicum virgatum (switchgrass), 1259 nucleotides long. RefSeq lists its product as uncharacterized. The record is from RefSeq and is a predicted model, not a curated record. Lineage: Eukaryota; Viridiplantae; Streptophyta; Magnoliopsida; Poales; Poaceae. Bases 216 to 1037 code for a protein of 273 amino acids. The transcript has 2 exons.